Molecule: messenger RNA, 1604 nt
Organism: Somion occarium
Lineage: Eukaryota; Fungi; Basidiomycota; Agaricomycetes; Polyporales; Cerrenaceae
Source: the annotation of a GenBank genome assembly
UAUACCUCAGUUGGAAGGCUCACUUCAAUAACGAGCCCAAUCCGCCAUCUGUAUGGAGUACGAACGACAUCCAACGCUCUACUACCAGGAUGGUGAUAUUGCGCUCUCAGCUAAAAGAACGGACAACACAUCGCGAUGGCUGGUUUUCAAAGUCGACAAAGUGUACCUACUCCGUAGUUCCCCCAUCUUUCGGGACAUGCUUUCAUUGCCUCCCGCCGCAGGUGUGAACGAAAAAUACGAUGGCGUCCCUUUGGUGGUGUUUCCAGAUCCUGCUGAGGCGGUGGAGCAUUUACUUUCUGUCUUGUACAGCCCUGCAGGGCUCUCAUUGCGCCCCAAAGACCCUGACAAUCCUAUUCAUGUCGUGGGUCUGACACGCCUGGCGAUCAAGUAUGAGAUCGAAGUGCUCCGGGAUGCAAUCUUUCAGCAGAUCGCCGCGGAUUGGCCUGAGGAUCUUGCUUCCUGGGAUGCACGAAUUGCAGAGGAGAAGCUUUGCCAAGAAGCCCUUAGCCUGGACCACGAAUCCUAUGAUAAGGAUACUCUGGACGAGAUAUUCCCCGAACCAGCGGCAGCCAUCAACUUCGGGUUGGAGUUUGGCGUGCAUUCCAUGCUUCCUGCCGCAUUCUAUCGUCUCGCUACCAUUCCUGCACACCAAGACUGGGAUGUAUAUCGGAACAUGGAUCAUCCAAACUACGGAGACCAUUGGAGCGAUCUCUACGAUGGCCUUAGAACAGCUCAUUGGGGAAGUCUUAGCUCUCAAGUCCUUAUGCAUUUGAUUCUCUUGCGCGAAGAACUUAAGGGACAGACACGUGAAAUAAUAAGCACGUUCUCCUUGCUGCACGAUAAAUGCGCCAAACGUGUGUCCUGCAAGAAGACGAAAGCAGAAUUGCUCAAAAACUAUCUUUCGAGCCCAUCAGAAAGCCGCUUUUCAGACCCUAUGACCGUUUUGAAACGUUUAUUGGACCAAACGGAGAACUGGGAGAUCUGUCGACUGUGCAAGUGGUUCACCAGAGAUAAACUUUUACUUGUUAGGCAGGGUGUUUGGAGCACAGUCGUCAAGACCGUUGUACCGGAGUCUUCGUAGAGCUGACAAUAUGCUCGGUUUCCCCGCGAGUCUCCUUCUGCGAAUGCUCACGGCAUACAUUACACCUUCGGCCAUGACGAUCUCUUCCAGAAGUAUCACACAAGCGCGUGUUUCCUACGAAGAUUCAAUCGUGAAAUCCUUUGACUGCGUCGACCUACAAUGAUAUCAUUGAUUUCAGUCAUCUCCAAAAACCAAAACCAACCUUUUUGUCAUAUUCUGGCGAUACCUCGAAGGCAAUGGCGGAGUUCCUCGAUUGUGCAUAAUAUGCACGAGUGUCUGGCUUUACGCGAUGCUGGAAGAUAUUUGCUUAACGUCAGCGAACGUUUUCGUUCGCAGGCCUCGUGGGUCAAUCCCAAGUUGGGCGUGUUGCACUCUGCCGGACACGUCGAGAAGAUCAUCAUAUACAUUUGGAAACUAUCGUAGUAGUUAUCUCACAACUCUUUCCAGGUCUCCACGAUAUGCUGCUGGAUGCGCCUUCCGUGUCAUGUUGUGCUGCUCGAACGUAUCGCAUCUCUCUUGGUAG